UUUUUUCAAGAUCCACUUCUAGAGCGGUUAGGCAAAACCGCGCGCCAUUUGGCCAGAGCCCACCGCCCAGCCAGCGAGGAAUCCUGAUUUGGAGCACUGGACGGGACGCGUUGCCAUUAGCUGUCGCGUCAGUUACGUUUUGCUUGCCCUGUUCUCGUUCGGCCUUGACAACCCGGAAAUCCUCCAGCCCUCUAGUCCCCAACGACGCAGGAAGCAGGAUCGAGCCGAAUCCUCCGGAACUCGCCGCCGGGGCCAACCGACCUCACACUAUUGAUCGAGGAUGUCGUACGCCUACCUCUUCAAGUACAUCAUCAUCGGCGACACAGGCGUGGGGAAGUCAUGCCUGCUGCUGCAGUUCACGGAUAAGCGCUUCCAGCCCGUGCACGAUCUCACCAUCGGCGUUGAAUUUGGCGCCCGCAUGAUCACCAUCGACAACAAGCCCAUCAAACUCCAGAUUUGGGACACGGCUGGCCAAGAAUCAUUCAGAUCUAUUACUAGGUCAUACUACAGAGGAGCUGCUGGAGCCCUUUUGGUUUAUGAUAUCACUAGGAGGGAGACCUUCAAUCAUCUCGCAAGUUGGCUAGAAGAUGCCAGGCAACAUGCAAAUGCUAACAUGACAGUGAUGCUGAUUGGAAACAAAUGUGACCUUUCUCAUAGGCGUGCUGUCAGCUAUGAGGAAGGCGAACAGUUUGCCAAGGAGCAUGGUCUGGUUUUUAUGGAGGCAUCUGCUAAAACUGCACAAAACGUCGAGGAGGCAUUCAUUAAGACCGCUGGUACAAUAUACAAGAAAAUCCAAGAUGGCAUAUUUGAUGUAUCAAAUGAGUUCGGGAUGGAGGGAGUGCAUGUCUUCCGUAUGAAUUGUCCAGGGGCAGGGUUGUACCGUGCUAUCCUUUUUUGUAUUUGUUCAUGAGACAUCGUAAUCUUUUAUAUUUUUUGCAUUAUAUAAUGUUUUCCCAAAAUGUUACAGUCCAACGGGAUCAAAGUUGGCUAUGCUGUUCCCAACUCAUCUGGAGGUGGUGCUGGCUCGUCCUCACAGGCUGGUGGCUGCUGCAGUUGAGCGGUGGCAGCAAGUCAUACAAUUGCAAGGGUUCUCUCUGCAGUAUCUUGAUGUUUGCCUAUAGCUGGCCCCGGAUGAUUUGUUCUUUCAGCCAUCACGUUUCAAUCCAUGAACAAACCAUCUUCAGUGUUAGUUGUCAUUCAAACUUGUGCGAUCUUUCUGUAAAGCCAAUCAUUCACGAUUGCUAACGUAUGUGCUUUCUGUAACCAAAUUGAAAUCAGUUCUAUGGUAUUCAUUUGUUCAAAAUGUAUAUAUAUGCUUCUCUGCAACCCUAUCGCUACGAUGAAAUCUGGUGGUGCUUAUAGCAA
This is a messenger RNA of Zea mays, 1365 nucleotides long. RefSeq names its product ras-like gene. Lineage: Eukaryota; Viridiplantae; Streptophyta; Magnoliopsida; Poales; Poaceae. Bases 281 to 910 code for a protein of 209 amino acids. The record is from RefSeq and is a predicted model, not a curated record. Gene Ontology annotation, molecular function: GTPase activity; GTP binding. The transcript has 6 exons.